This is a messenger RNA of Amphibalanus amphitrite, 2088 nucleotides long. RefSeq lists its product as uncharacterized. Gene Ontology annotation, molecular function: protein binding. Lineage: Eukaryota; Metazoa; Arthropoda; Thecostraca; Balanomorpha; Balanidae. The annotation marks the transcript as partial. The transcript has 12 exons. The record is from RefSeq and is a predicted model, not a curated record.
AUGUCGCGCGUGGACUUCCUUGCAUUUAACCUGCAGCUCUACGCCGCCGACUGGCUUCCGAUCUACUCGGCACCGACAACAGACACCAAGUGGGAACGACUACGCUGCAUCCUGACAGCCCAGCUGGAUACCGUGGCACCCCUGCGGCGGGUACGGGAGAGGCGGCCGGCCGUUGUCCCUGUCACACCGGAGACCCAGCAACUGCUCCGGGCGCGUUACGAGGGGGAGCUGGCGCGGGGCGGCCGAGCUGCGCUGUGGAGAGUGCUGCGGCCAGUGAUCGGUCGGAAGCAGCAGCAGUGCGCCGUGCCGAACAUCACACCGGACGCACUGAACGACUAUUAUGCGACUAUCGGGCCGCGCACAGCUGCCGGCGUACCUGCGCCCGCGGCGCCCGUGACUACGGUGACGGGGUCCGAGCCGGCGCCCGUCAUCAGCUGGCGGCUGGGCUCGCUGCCGGCGCCCGGCGCCCGCCAGCAGCCCAGUGCUGACGGCAACGGUACCGUCUCUGAGCUGACCUUCACCCCCGAGGUGUCCGACCAGGGUCGACCCGUCACCUGCAGUGCCGCCAACCCUUCCGCCGGCGGGCCGCCAGUAGAGGACAUUCUACCUCUGCACGUGCAGUACCCGCCGUCCGUGUUGCUGACGCUGCGGCCUGAGCGGCCCCUCCGGGAGGGACAGACAGCGCGUCUCUUCUGCAGUGUGCGGGCUGAGCCGGCCGUCACACAGGUCCGCUGGAAGCACGAGGUAAAUGUCCGAGACACGGCAGGACGGCGACCGUCCGACGGUGGCUAUACGUGGGCGACCAACAACACACUGUUCGAGAUGACAGGUUCGUCUGGCCGCUGGCUGCCCGAGCUGUCCCCGGGGAGCGCAGAGACAGCGCCGAACGGCAGCAGCGAACUGACACUGGCCAAUGUGCGGGCCAACGUCUCGGGAAACUACACCUGUCAGGCCACCAGCCCCCUGGGAACCGUCCAGAGCCAGCCCGUCACGCUGCGAGUCCAGUACGUGCCGAUGUGUGUAUCGGACACUCCUACUGUCCUGGAGGCAGCCCGAGGUGACAGUCUAAAUGUCAGCUGUCAUGUCGCCUCCUUCCCCAAACCCCUGCGCUUCCGAUGGAGCUUCAACAGUUCAGACGCCCUGAUACCACAGCGGGAGUUCAGUCGCAGCCUGGUGAACGGCAGCACGCUCAGCUAUACGCCUCAGCUGCCGUCAGAGUUCGGCACGCUCCUCUGCUGGGCGACCAAUGAGCUCGGCGAGCAGCGCGCGCCCUGCGCCUACCUCGUCCAGCCGGCGGACGUUCCCGACCCUCCAUCGGACUGCGUCAUCAUCAGUCGCACCGAGACCGCUCUGGUGGUCCGCUGUCAGCCAGGAUUUGACGGUGGUUCCCGGCAGAUGUUCAUGAUGGAGGUGUGCGGGAUCAGCGGCGGUCAGCAAAGGAAUGUGACCUCAGCCAGCGCCAGACUGCGAGCGAGUGGCCUCGAUCCCGGUCAGCAGUACCACCUCUCCGUGUACGCCGUCAACAGACACGGCAGCAGCACGGCUGCCACCCUCGUGGCCAGCACGGCGGCAGACGAACGGAACGCCCAACAGCACCACGGGUCUGUGUCCGAGCUGCUGCAGCUGACGCCGAUCCUGGGUGUUCUGAUUGGCCUCGUCACCGCACUGGUGCUCACCGCGGCCAUUCUGGUGGGCACGCGUCGCUGCCGCGCCCGGCCGACCGCUAAGGAUAACUCUCAGGGAGUGUCUCAUGUUCAACUGGUGAAUAACUUGAGUGACUUAGGAAGUCUGGAAGAGAAACAUGACCCUGACCUGAUACCACAAAAGACAGAAUGCAUCGACCCAGAAGAGAAGCACAUGAUUGAGCGGCUACGCAACAGUCGUUUUCCUCCGCCACCUGCGCGCUUCGGAGACAGCUCUGCCCUGUCUCCUAGUGAGACACGUCUCUUGUCUCCCAGUGAGACGCGUCUCUUGUCUCCCAGUGAGACGGGACUGCUGUCUCCGACCUCGAGGACGCUCCCACGUCCCGAGCGGGUGUCAUCUUGUGGAACUCAGACAGCCUCACUCAGCCCGCGAGGGGGUCACAAG